This is a messenger RNA of Marasmius oreades (fairy-ring Marasmius), 1356 nucleotides long. RefSeq lists its product as uncharacterized. The coding region runs from base 1 to 1356 and encodes 451 amino acids. NCBI's taxonomy places the organism in Eukaryota, Fungi, Basidiomycota, Agaricomycetes, Agaricales, Marasmiaceae. The transcript is spliced from 8 exons. The record is from RefSeq and is a predicted model, not a curated record.
AUGUCCAUGACAAUGGCGGACGACUUCAUCACACAUCCUCAGUCCUUUGACAAGUCAAAAUCGCCUCCAGAGCUCGGCCACUCAAUGCUGGAAUAUUUCGCCUUCGAAAAAGAUUACACGAAUAUGAACAAUGGUUCUUAUGGUUCCGCUCCGACAUAUGUUCUUGAAGCGGCGAAAGCCUUCUCAGCUCAAGCUGAAGCCAAGCCUGAUCUGUUCCAUCGGUUAUCUUACAUACCACUUCUCAAGUCAGCUAGACAGAAAGUAGCCAACCUCGUUGGGGUGGCCGAUGUCGAUGAAGUCGUGUUUGUACCCAAUGCCAGCCAUGGAGUGGGUACGGUUCUAAGAAACUUCAUUUGGGAGAAGGGGGAUGUCCUAGUCACCUGCAAUACCACCUAUAACGCUAUCUCUCGUGCUGUCCAGUACCUAUCUGACGUUCCACCACACCCCGAGGUUUCCCAAUUCACCAUUCUGCUUCCCGAUACUACUCACGCGAAGCUCAUCGAGGACUGGCGCAGGUAUCUUAGGUCCUUGACCGAGUGUCGUAACCGUGUCAAUCCAAAAGGCAAGAUCGUUGCAGUAAUCGAUGCGAUUGUCUCCAAUCCGGGCAUACAUCUUCCUUGGAAAGAGAUGACCAAGAUAUGUAAGGAAGAGAACGUUUGGAGUUUAAUAGACGCCGCGCAUGCAAUUGGACAAGAAGUUAACAUUGACUUGAAUGAAGCGAAUCCGGAUUUCUGGAUAAGCAACUGCCAUAAGUGGCUCUUCACAAAAAGGUCUGCGGCGGUUAUGUAUGUGCCCAAAAGGAACCAACAUAUAAUCAAAACCACCUUCCCGACCUCACAUGCCUACAUAUCUCCAGAUAAACGAAACGGUCGAUACAACUUCGUUGAGCAGUUCGAAUGGAAUGGCACCAUUGACUGGUCCAACUAUCUUAGUGUUCAUGCAGCUCUAGACUUCCGCGAAUGGAUUGGUGGGGAAGAAAAGAUCAAUGCUUAUUGCCGGCACCUGGCUAUCGAGGGCGGCAGGAAAUUGGCAGAGACGAUGGGUACAGAGAUGUUGGAUGUGACAGAGAACCAGGAGUUCACCUUGAAUAUGACAAACGUGGCCCUUCCGCUCUCUCCACGAGUGCCGUUCACGGUCGAGGUGGACAUGAAGUUUAAAAGGAAGAUGCUACUAGGCAAGAAGACAUUCGGUGCGCACUUCGUGCAUAAUGGGCGUUGGGGUGUCAGGGCCAGUGCCCAGGUUUGGUUAGAGGUUUCAGACUUCGAGGAGCUUGGAAAGGCAUAUCUUGACGUUUGUGCAGAAAUCGAGAAGGAGGUGCUCACCGAAAAAGAACCUCUAAGCGAGUUGGAGAAAUAG